Pyricularia pennisetigena is the source of this 1233-nucleotide messenger RNA. RefSeq lists its product as uncharacterized. The transcript has a single exon. The record is from RefSeq and is a predicted model, not a curated record. Gene Ontology annotation, biological process: canonical NF-kappaB signal transduction. The coding region runs from base 1 to 1233 and encodes 410 amino acids. Lineage: Eukaryota; Fungi; Ascomycota; Sordariomycetes; Magnaporthales; Pyriculariaceae.
AUGAUGCACGAUCCCUCAGAAAGGCCGUCCAAGCGGGCGCGCAUCCUCUCCUCGAUAAAUCCAUACCAGACCGAAGGCCCGCAAUUGCCCCAGAGCGCCUCCCGGGCAUCGCCGAAGCGAACCCGACCGCAGGAGCCACAGCCGUCAGACCGCACAUCGCGCGACGCCGAAGCAGAGGAAGAGGUACAGUCAUUGAGGAGCGACAUGAACGACUCGUACUCGGGCAGCAGGCCGAGCAAGUUCCGCUUCAAAGACGCCGCGCGCAAGAACAGGGACCGCCAUCACGGGGAAUCAGACCGCGGGGACCGGCCGUCCCGCCGACGCCGCGACGAAGAAGACGAUGGCCGGCACAGACGCAGCCGACGUCACGACCACGGCGAGGAAGAGUCGAGUAGCAGGAGCCACCGGCACCGGCACCGGCGAAGACGGCGCGACAGGGAAGAAGAAAAAGCGCCAGACCCCGAGCCCGAAGACCCAUUCGCUGGCCCGCCGCUUGACCCGGACGCGGCGUUCCGCGAGUCGCUGUUCGACGCCAUGGCGGACGACGAGGGCGCGGCGUACUGGGAGGGCGUGUACGGGCAGCCGAUCCACACGCUGGGCGGCGGCGGCGGCGGCGAGCUCGAGUCCAUGACCGAGGACGAGUACGCGGCGCACAUACGCGCCAAGAUGUGGGAGAAGACGCACGCGGGCCUGCUGGAGGCGAGGGAGCGGAGGCGGCGGGAGAGGGCGGAGCGGGACGAGGAGAGGGCCAGGGACAGGCGGGCCCGGGACGACGCCGGCAGGGUCGACGACGCGCUCGAGGCCAGGCUGCGCAGGGGUCGGGACCGGAGGCUGCGCAGGGAGCGCCGGGAGCGCUGGGCGAGGUACUGCGACGCCUGGGCGCGCUGGGACAAGGGUCUGGCCGAGGACGAGGCGCUGCGCCUGCUGCUUGCGGACGGGGGCGACGCCUGGCCCGUCGAGAGCGGGCGGAGGGCCGACGUCGACAGCGCCCGGGUGAAGGCGUUUUUCACGCAGUGCCUGGACGCUCUCGCUGACGAGGCGGCAGAUGGGAAGGCCGACAAGCGGACGGGCGGCGACGUCGCGGCUCGGCUGAAAGAGGAGAGAGUGCGCUGGCAUCCUGACAAGAUCCAACAACGUCUAGGAGGCCGCGUGGACGAGGACCUCGGACGGGACGUGACGGCCGUUUUUCAGAUCGUCGAUAGUCUGUGGUCGGAGAUGCGAGCCAAGAAGUGA